GCUUGGCAAGGCGCCAGCUCAUGUCGCUCGUAUUGAAACACUACGCAAAAGAGUCCGAUUCAAAGAAACAGUUAUUUUUGACCCUCGCAAGAUCAGUCAGUGGGCACGCCGAGUUACUUCGUGCCUCGUACAUCGCCCGACUGCUCGACACCUGCACAACUCAAAACAAUCCCAGGAGCAGCGACCGAGCACAACAAGCCCGAGCGAUCUGAGCCCCCUCCAGCGACAUUGCCCACCCGCCUUCGCACGCCGACCUUCCAUCCCCAAUCGCAAUGGCCGCCCCAGGUCUCUUCUCGGACAAAUACCUGUCUCCCGAGGUGCAAGCUGCUCUGCCGGAGGGUUACAAGCUGCGCGCUCUUCGCCGGGACGACUUCGACGCUGGCUUCCUGGACUGCCUGCGGGUGCUGACGACGGUGGGUGACAUCUCGAGGGAGGCCUGGGAGGAGCGGUACGACUGGAUUGCGAGGCAAGAUGGCAGCUACUUCAUUCUCGUCAUUGAGGACACCACCUCCAAUCCGCCGAGGAUCGUCGGUACCGGUGCGCUCCUGGCGGAGCGCAAGUUCAUUCACAAUCUCGGAUCCGUUGGCCACAUCGAGGAUAUCGCCGUCGCCAAGGACCAGCAAGGCAAGAAGCUGGGGCUGCGACUCAUCCAGGCGCUAGACUACAUCGCCAAACAGACAGGGUGCUAUAAGACGAUAUUGGACUGCAGCGAGGCCAACGAAGGCUUCUACGUAAAGUGUGGCUUCAGGAGAGCCGGUCUGGAGAUGGCGCACUACCACGAGGGUCCCAAGAGCAGCAAUGCCUAAUAGCUGGAACGGUGGACGCAGGCGUGCAGUGCAGCGUUGAGUGACCAGUUCCGUCGCUUGGCUGCGGCAGCAUCCAACAAGACAGCAACCUUUGAUAGCAAACACAUUAGCUACGGUCAGCAAGGAGCAGUAUACACACCUGCAGCUCUCUGGGUUGAACUCCAGCAUUACGCCAUCCCUGUGGGAGAGGCUGAGAUCUUCAAGGCUGCGGCGUCGGGACUCCUCCAGAUCCAGAAGCGUGAGGGAAGAGGCUUAUUUCCACUUAUAGAUGGGAAGGUGUGAGUGAUUAGGAUGGGACAGAGGUAGAUCUAGAGCAGCGUUGCUUUUUUUUCCCAUUGGUUCCUUGAUAUGCACGCAUUUCCGCCCUGAUCAUCCGGCGUACCCGAGACUUCGGCGCGCUCGACCACAGUGAUUAACAAGAAGAUAAAAAGUAAUUAAGAUAAAC
Thermothelomyces thermophilus ATCC 42464 is the source of this 1251-nucleotide messenger RNA. RefSeq lists its product as uncharacterized. Gene Ontology annotation, cellular component: Golgi apparatus; endoplasmic reticulum-Golgi intermediate compartment; endoplasmic reticulum. The record is from RefSeq and is a predicted model, not a curated record. NCBI's taxonomy places the organism in Eukaryota, Fungi, Ascomycota, Sordariomycetes, Sordariales, Chaetomiaceae. Gene Ontology annotation, molecular function: glucosamine 6-phosphate N-acetyltransferase activity; monosaccharide binding. Gene Ontology annotation, biological process: UDP-N-acetylglucosamine biosynthetic process. The transcript is spliced from 2 exons. Bases 273 to 806 code for a protein of 177 amino acids.